AUGUCCGCACGGCGGCCUACGCGUGAGUUUUGGGGGGGGGGGGGGGGGGGGGGUGGGGGGGGGUACGGGAAGGGGGGAAUGGGGGCCUGGGGAGUGGGGCUGUCGGGGGGAGGUUGGCAUGGGUGGUCGGGGAGGGGGGGAGGAGGGGGGUUAGGGGGGUUGUUCACGGUUUUGGGUGGUGACAGCGAGGCCGUACGUCUUCAGGGGCACGUGCUUACGCGGAGGUCGCGGUGUGCAAACGUGCGGAACGAGGAGGACCCCGUUCUGUGGGUGUAUCGCGAGGCUCUCGGUUCGGACAUGGAUGGGUUUGGCCGCUGUCUCGUGAAGGCUGGGGUGAACACCCCGGACAUAAAGAUCUACAAGUCUAUCCGGGAGCUGCGCAAGGUGAGUGGCUCAGCUGGAGAGGGGUGUAGAGUGGUUAGCAGGGGUCAAGGUGGAUAA
This is a messenger RNA of Closterium sp. NIES-65, 441 nucleotides long. Lineage: Eukaryota; Viridiplantae; Streptophyta; Zygnematophyceae; Desmidiales; Closteriaceae. The record is from the annotation of a GenBank genome assembly.